Cryphonectria parasitica EP155 is the source of this 2421-nucleotide messenger RNA. RefSeq names its product TPR-like protein. Gene Ontology annotation, molecular function: protein binding. The transcript has 2 exons. Gene Ontology annotation, biological process: cell division. NCBI's taxonomy places the organism in Eukaryota, Fungi, Ascomycota, Sordariomycetes, Diaporthales, Cryphonectriaceae. Bases 1 to 2421 code for a protein of 806 amino acids. The record is from RefSeq and is a predicted model, not a curated record.
AUGCUACAACAAGCUGUAUACUACCACCUCGACAACAACUCGCUCGAUAAUGCUCUCUUCUUCGCUGAGAGGUUAGGCGCCCAGGAUAAGACCGCUGAGGCUACCUUCCUCUUGGCCCUUUGCCACUUUCGCUUGGGUGACGAUCGGACGGCAUACCAUUUCAGCAAGGCUGCCGGCUACAGAGGGAUUCAUCUCGGCUGUUCGUAUGUCUUCGCGCAAGCAUGCCUGCGGUUGGAGUUGUGGAAGGAUGGGAUCGCCGCCCUGGAAAAGUCAAGAGGGCUCUGGUCGCCUAGAAACAAUAUGGGCAAACAUACGGCGGGGCUGAGAAUGCCACACCCGGACUCGGCGGCGUGCAGCUGUCUGCUGGGAAAGUUGUAUCGUGGCUAUGACGACAAGACGAGGGCUGUUGCCUGCUUCGAGGAGUCGUUGAAGGUGAACCCACUGAUGUGGGACGCCUUCACUACGUUAUGCGAUAUGGGUGUCACAGUCCGAGUCCCAAACAUCUUCAAGAGCAACGACAUGCUCAUAAAAAACUUUGAUCAGGUGGCGAACAGCCCUGCUCAUGACCACAAGGAGCCAUCCUCGAACGCCCUCGAACCCCUCCACGUGCCCAAGAAAUCCUCUCGAUCGGCUGCCCAGGACCCUGCAGAUCCUUUUGACUCAUCACGCACGACGGGAUCAAAUGAUAUCGUCUCCUUCAGCAACCUGCAGGAUGAUGGGAACGAUUUCAUGUCCAAGAUCGUUGCUGCCAGGUCGCGGAAUGGCAAUGCCACAGGCCCAUCACCGAAUUUAGAGGGGGUCAUGGAGACACCCACAGGUUAUGCCGUCGGUGCUGAGGCCCAGGCACCACGCGUGGUGACGGGUCCUGAGCCGCCUCAUGCGCCAAUGCGGAGGACAAGACCAUUACAGACUGCUGAUCAAGAGGCACCGCCUCGGGUGGCCUAUAAGCUGCAAUCCAAGAGGAGAGCUCAGGUGCAGGACGCCGCAGAGGCGCCGUCUGAUCCGGCACCAUCACUCCUCAAGUCCUCAUCCAUCACGGAGCGAAAGCGGACUGUAUCUGGGCAACCAGUACAUUCGAGGCCAAUGCACACGGAUGAGCCGGGAGCCCCCCAGCGCAGGAGUGCGCGGUUGAACGUGUUCAACAAGUCCACCACGAAGACGAACUCUGGCGCGUCUACUGUCGGUGUGACUGCUGGGCGAGAACUGAAGAGGGCUAGAGCGCCAAUAUCAAAUCGCUUCGUCAGAUCGAACGCAAGUGUCGGUCGUGUGGUUAGUGGCAACAGACGUGGUACCGAGGAUGUGGCGAACAUGGAUGUCGACCGUCAAGAGGGCCCGACGGCCAAGGCGCCCGUGGCGGCGCAGCGCAUGCCGCAGAAACCGCCAGACCCAGAGCCUGUCGGGACCGAGGAGGCGCUAAAGCUGAUUCUGGAUCUGUUGAGGCGGUAUGGCUACGGGUACCAACAGCUCUCGCAGUUCGACUGCCAGGAUGCGCUCCAGUCCUUCAGCACGCUUCCUCGGCAGCAUCAAGACACCCCGUGGGUGCUGGCGCACAUGGGCCGGGCUCAGUACGAACAGGCGGCAUAUCCAGAGGCCGAGAGAUACUUUCGACGUCUGAGGAUCAUGUCCCCUACCCGCAUGCAGGACAUGGAGGUGUACUCAACCAUCCUCUGGCACCUCAAGCGAGAGACGGACCUGUCGUUCUUGGCGCAUGAGCUCAUCGACUCUGCAUGGUUGUCACCCGAGGCGUGGUGUGCACUCGGAAAUGCAUGGUCCCUGGCGAAGGACCACGAGCAGGCCCUGCGGUGUUUCAAACGGGCGACGCAGCUUGCUCCCAAAUUUGCGUACGCUUAUACGCUUCAGGGCCAUGAGCACAUGGCUAAUGAAGAAUACGACAAGGCCCUCACUACUUUCAGGCUGUCGAUCUUGGCAGACCGGCGCCACUACAAUGCCUGGUACGGCAUCGGUAUGGUGUAUGAAAAGCUCGGAAACUAUGACAAGGCCUAUAUCCACUUCCAGGCUGCCUCCCAGAUUCACCCUACCAAUGCUGUCCUCAUAUGCUGUAUCGGCACUGUUCUGGAAAAGCAGAAGCAAAUCAAGCAAGCCUUGGCCUUCUUUAGCAAAGCAACCGAGUUGGCUCCCCGUGCUGCUCAGGCCAGAUUUCGGAAGGCGCGUGCUCUCCUGGCUAUUGGGCAUCUCCCCAAGGCUCAGAAUGAGCUCCUCAUCCUGAAAAGUUUAGCCCCAGACGAUGCCCGUGUGCACUUCCUGCUUGGUAAACUAUACAAGGCGCAGAACGACAAAAGUCAGGCCGUACGGCAUUUCACUCAGGCUCUGAGUCUUGAUCCCAAGGCGAGCCAGCAGAUCAAGGAGGCGAUUGAGAGUCUGGAGGACGAUGAUGGGCUCGACGACUCGAUGGUACAGUAA